This is a messenger RNA of Microstroma glucosiphilum, 1225 nucleotides long. RefSeq lists its product as hypothetical. The transcript has 3 exons. Gene Ontology annotation, cellular component: endoplasmic reticulum palmitoyltransferase complex; extrinsic component of endoplasmic reticulum membrane. NCBI's taxonomy places the organism in Eukaryota, Fungi, Basidiomycota, Exobasidiomycetes, Microstromatales, Microstromataceae. The record is from RefSeq and is a predicted model, not a curated record. The coding region runs from base 457 to 996 and encodes 179 amino acids. Gene Ontology annotation, biological process: peptidyl-L-cysteine S-palmitoylation; protein targeting to membrane.
CGUGACGACUCACCUCCCACCUGUCCUUUUAGCGUCCUGCUACUCCUCUUCUCCCAACCCUCACUCCAAACAGGCCGCUUCCUGAGCUCACUCCCGCUCUCUUUAUACUCUUCUGAUGCGAGUCUGAGCAGAUCUCGCCCGGAGCGCAGAGAGGGCGACGCAACACCCUGAAUAGCUCGGCCAAGCACUCUACAACCCCACAUCCUUGCAUCCUUCCUGCCGCCUGACUAGGUGCCCCACUGCUCCUCUCAGUCGCGCAAUCUCAUGACUAGCAACUCAUUCCACCCGCUUUCUUCAGCCCCAGGGGAAGGGUCGGAGGAGGCCUCACACGAGACGAAGCAGACGUCUGGAUCGAGCAGCGCUGACGCCGCAAGCUCAGGACCUGCCCUACCUAGCUCUGUCCCACCAGGAGUAGAUGCUCGGGCACACGUAGAUGAACAACAAGAAGGCUUGAACAUGGCUCAAGCAGAAAGAGGAGGAAGCGAGGGAGAAGGGCAGCGAUUCGACGAUAGAGGUACAGAGGAGGGUUCUGGAUCCGGUGGCCCUGUCUCUAGGUACUAUACUGGUCCACCUUCGAAAUACUCCUUCUUUGGGAAGAAGCAAGUGGGAGUCAUCGGAGAGCACUUGCCGAUGGAGAUUAUCAGAAUCGAGCGAGACUACUCCCUCGCCCCCUCGCACAUUCCGCAAUUCCACCCUACCUUUCCACUCGAGUUGGAAGGACGAAUUACCCCAACGCACUUUUCGGAAUUGAUCAACGAUAUCAACGAGUUGCUGAUCCAGGCCAACGACCCAGGGUGGGCAGCACUAGACAAUAUGCUGGCGGUGGUGACAUUGUGGAUCAGCCCUUGGGUGCUGGGUAGUCGCUAUCAGAGAAAAAGCCGCGAGCUGGUGCGCCUCCUCGCAGAUCGCAAUCGGACACUGCUCAACCCAAGCGGGCUGAACCUGCUACAUCCCAGCAGCAAAGCAUGGCUCUACCUUGAGCUCGAGUACUAUUAGCGAGAAGACGGGAGAGCAAGCGAUUCAAAAGGAGGAGACGGGCUUGCGGAGAAGAAUAGUAGGGAGAGGAGGCGGGAGGGCAGCGCGGAGCGAGCAGAAGAGGGUGGGAUCAGGUCCAUAGCAGUCCAGGCAGAAGACAGACAGCCAGUCACGUUGGCUACAACAUUCGGAUAUACCCAUACUUGUCACAUCACCAUCGCAUCAUCCAGCAUCCUCUAGCCAUCAGUCA